GUUCGCAAAAAGCCCUAUGAGAAGUGCUGCAUGAAAGAGUACCACUGAGUCCGUAUAAUCAAGCUGCAUCGUUCCUCUUCACUCUCACAAAUUUGCUCAUACUUCGUUUUGUGAGAAUGUCGAAGGCGGACUUGACCAUCGCCAGCGCGCGAUCCAUCAGACCUUUGACUGAAGCUCACCCGGAAAUUACCUCGAGUAUCGACUCCACGGAUGUGCUUGCCAUUCGCGACUGGCCUUCAAGCGUCCGACACAAAAGAACAUCCGUCAGCAACCCCAGACCUUCAAAUCCCAACCACUGUGACUAUUCUCCCCAGCGGUGACCACGUUUUCGCACAGUCCGAGCACGCACAUCUUCCAUUAGAAACAAGACAACCCAAGCUGUGGAGGCCGCAAGAUGCGUUGCUUCUCCACAUGUCUCAGCCAGCACGCAGAAUCCUGACAAUAAAGGCCUGGGACGAAAUGAUGUUAUUGAUGGAGCGAGAUACCGGAACGAGCAAACGCGGCUCUGUUGGGGAGAGGGGGGGAUCUUAUUCGUUGGUCGGCACCGGAUAACAAACCAGACACAAUCAUGUCGGUGACCGUUGCAGAAAGACAUGAACCACUUUCUUUGAGGAAGUCUGAGAUUACGGCAUAAUGUCAUUUCGAGCCGGGGUCACCACUAGGGAAACCCCUCCUUUUUCGG
This is a messenger RNA of Pseudomassariella vexata, 682 nucleotides long. RefSeq lists its product as uncharacterized. Lineage: Eukaryota; Fungi; Ascomycota; Sordariomycetes; Amphisphaeriales; Pseudomassariaceae. The transcript has 2 exons. The record is from RefSeq and is a predicted model, not a curated record. The coding region runs from base 211 to 552 and encodes 113 amino acids.